Messenger RNA from Mytilus trossulus (common blue mussel), 5075 nucleotides. RefSeq names its product palmitoyltransferase ZDHHC1-like. Bases 276 to 2114 code for a protein of 612 amino acids. Gene Ontology annotation, biological process: protein targeting to membrane; peptidyl-L-cysteine S-palmitoylation. The record is from RefSeq and is a predicted model, not a curated record. Gene Ontology annotation, molecular function: protein-cysteine S-palmitoyltransferase activity. Gene Ontology annotation, cellular component: endoplasmic reticulum; Golgi apparatus. NCBI's taxonomy places the organism in Eukaryota, Metazoa, Mollusca, Bivalvia, Mytilida, Mytilidae. The transcript has 13 exons.
CUCCCUUGUCAAUGAUGCUAGAAAUAGUUCCCUUUUUCAUUUACUAUGGUUAAAGUAGCUUUUGUGUUUAAUUCUGAACUUAUUAAUUGAAGAAGUAAAUGGCACUGAUAUAACCAAACUGAAAUAGAAAUAAUAAGAGCUGCGAACGAAUAUCAAAAAUAUAGUUGACAUAUCACCUUGGAAUCAAAAUGGCCGCCUGUCAAAAUUUCGGAAAUGUAACCUGAAGAGAAUUGUUUUUAAGAAUAUGUAAUUUGACAGUAUUACAGAAGGACAAGAUGCCUCAUCCAGAUACAGAAUACCAUCACCAUUUCAGGGUGAAUGGCUGGAGUUGUCCUUUCCAUCCUCUACAGUUUGUAGCAUGGUUUGCUGUCUUAUAUUAUACUAUAGUAUAUUUCACCACCAUGGUUCCAGCCUUACCAACAAACUGGCAACCAGCAGGAUAUAUUGUGACUGGGCUUGCUUUAGUUGCACAUGCAGUGUCUCAUAUUGUUGCCAGUACUAUCAACCCUGCUGAUGUAGCAGUUAUACAGAAAAACAGUAAACAGCCAGCCAAAUUUGACAGACGGAAACAUAAACAUGUUAUAGAAAACAUGCAUUGUUAUAUUUGUGAAGUUGAUGUAGGUGCUAAAUCUAAGCAUUGUAGUGCAUGUAAUAAGUGCGUGACGAACUUUGACCAUCACUGCAAAUGGUUAAACAACUGUGUUGGUGGACGUAAUUAUAAUUGGUUUCUGGCUGUACUUGUUACUGGGAUCAUAGGUGUGGUACUGGUCUUCCUUGUUUGUAUGGUAGAGUUUAUUGCAUACUUCACAGAUGAAGAUGAUGGAGAAAUACUGCUGCCUUAUAUAGAUUACAAAGUAAUGUUGCAAUUAAAUCCCAAUUUGACAUCAGCAUCACCAGAGUUUAAGAUUAUGCACAUACCAAUAAAAGAGAAAGCAGGAUGGCUAGCCUUGUUGGGAAUAACAGCAAUACUUCUAUUACUAUCUUUAGCAUUACUCAUCCAUCUGUUUGCCUUCCAUUGCUAUCUAAUGUACAAUAAGAUGACAACUUAUGAUUACAUUGUAAAACAGAGAGAAAAAGAGGUUGAAGCAGUCAAACCACCUGUGUCUACUGGUAGACGAAAACGAGUUCCUGUAAGCAUGAUGAACAGAGUAGGACCAAGAGGUUCAAGAAAAAUUGUCAAAAAAGGUUCAGAAGAAAAAGAAUAUAAACACAGAGAUGAAGGAGAAACCUCAGGAGAGACCCCACCUCCUACAACCAGUCCAAUGAGACAGAAUGAAAACAAUAAUAAUGCAGAUAAAAUUUACAGAGAUGGAAGUAUAAGAAAAAAGCCACAUGCUCAUAUUGACAACGAAGUCGGAGCUAAAAAAAUCAAAAGAAAAAAGAAAAAAUCCUACAAAGCCCCAACACACAGAAGUUCAGAUGAUGAGACAGACAGAAAGAUUUCUACAAUUGAUAAUCCUCAAUUCUAUACAACUGCUCAGAAUGUUGAAUUGGAAUUGCCAAUUCAUAGUCCAAUAAAAGUAUCACCACCCCCACUUGUUCCUGUGAAAGCUGUUGGUGCAUCACAGGAAUAUAAUUCGGAUUCAGCAGAAUCGUUACACGAAGUUAAACCUCGACAGAGGCCAUUAGCAUUUAGAAAUUCAUCACAGAAGAAUAUUGCAAAAGGUUCUGACAGUCCAGAUUCUGGAAUUAUUUCACAAGACUCUUUACGAAGAAGUAAAAAACCAAAACGUAAAAAAUCAAAAACAAGGAAUACAGAUGAAGAUUUGAAUGCUACAACUUUAUUGACUGUAAAUUCAAAUGCCACAUAUAAUAUGGAUGGUAGUUUGGAUUAUACUAAUGGUAUGCCUGUAACUCCAGUUGUGUUAAAACUCAGACAGCAUAGAGAUCUGCCAAAACUAGAAUCGCCUCCACCAGAAGUGCCACGAUUAGACUUAGGUCCCUUGACUGCAAGUUCUUUAGACAAUUUGUCAUAUAGACCUCCUAGUUCACUAAGGUCAGAUGAUACUUACCUAACAGCAAGAUAUCCAGAUUAUUAUAAUAACAAUAAUUUGACUUCUUCACAGAAACUUUCUCAGGUGCCAGAAAUGAUUGGUUUGGAUACUGAGCUGUAGCUAAUGUACAAGUGAUUUUUUUUGGGACCAAAUUGUUUGCAUACCUUUUCAGAUGAUUGUAAUGUGUGCUAGAGUAUUAGAAGCCAUGUUGAUCCAUGUUUCCAUUUAAUUUUCUCUACUUUAGUAUAGUUAUACAUGUAUUAUAAAUAUAACUUAUAUACAUUUCCUGCAACUUUAGUUUGCACUUACUUGUAAAUUUAAGCUUAAAUUUGUAUUUUUUCACUGCACUCUUUUGCAUCAUGGUAGGUAAAAAAAAACUUCUUCAGUAGAUUUAUUACUUUUGUUGGAAACAUUUCAUUAGAUUUCUCUAAAAACCAGAAAUUUAUGAACUACAAAUUACAAAUCUUUGUCAUACUGACAAUAUAUUUUUCAGUUUUUUCAUAACAACUGCUCAAUUUUGCAAACUAUUCUGAUGAUUCGAUAAAAUUUUGAUAAAAUACAUUUUUUCAAACAAUGUUAUUUUCAUGUUAUCAAACUUAAGUGAUACAUAUUUUUAUUUCUUUUAUGUUAAUUUAAAUUAAUAAAUAUUGAGUGAGAUUUUAUUUUUAUUUCUAUUCUUUGUAAGAAUCUUGCAAUAUAAGUUGUACAAGUAUUAUACUGGGAAGGCAAUUAUAUUUUUAUGCUGAGCUGAUUUUGUCCUUGUCCUAAGUCUGAAUGGUACUUGGUUUUUGUAGGUUAGGUAAAUUUGGAAAUACAGUAAUUUUUUAAAAGUGAUGGUGCCUGAAAUAAUCAUUCAGUUAUUUCCAUUAAGGGACAGUUUACAUAGUUUUAAAUGGUUUUUUUUUCUUGACAAAUUACUUUUAUGAAUUAAGUUGACACAUUUUUUUUAUCAUUUUGUUUGACUGCUACUUAAUUUUUGCCAAGGUUAGCCUUGAAGAAUCCUUUUUGAAAACAAGUUACAAAGAUAAAAGUCAAAAUCAGAAGUUAACAUUCUGUUCUAUUUCAUUACAGAAAGGACUAUGUUAGUGCAGAGUAUUUCAUAUGAUGUACAAAUUUCUAUUGCUGUUAUAAGAAUGUGAGAAAUUAUGCAGUAAAGAUGCCAAAUUUAUACUUAAAAUAUAAGACAUAUGACGUGUAAUUUAUUGUGUGAAUGAGAAAGUGCUGAAAAGGAGGAGGUGUGCUAUAAAGCCCGACUUGGCUGACAAACAAAUCAUAUAAAAAAUAGGUGGUUAAUUCGUAAAGAUAGUUGAUAUGUAUGUGCAAAGUUCAAACUGUAAGGAAAAUCAAAUUGAAUUUUCACUGAGUUUUUUGUAGUUUUGUAGUUGAAAUAUAGCAUAAAGUUUUUUGUUCUCCAAAAAUGUUUUAAAAAUUGCAUAUUUUGACACAAAUUUGUGAAAAACGUAAAUAUCAAGCACAUAAAAGUACCAAAUAAUUUAAAUGAGACUGUGAUAAGAGAUGUUUGUUUCUAUAAACAAUUUAAACAUGUUGGUUAGUUUUAUUUGGUAUUGGCACAUGGUCCAAAAAUAGAUUGAAUCGUAAAACGACUAUGCAUUUUUCUGAGAGAAAAAAAUUGUGUAAUAGGGCCGUUAUUCAUUUGAAACUUUGAAUUAAAAGUUUGCCAAAGUAGAAAUAGCAAUCUUUUUUUCAGAGAAUUGAUGGAAAAAAAGAUGUUUUUAUUUUGUUACCAAACAAAGUGCUUUUGUUGUGCUGGACACAAUACUCAAAUGACAUUCAUGUAUAUAUUUAAUUCUGUAAUGUCCUGGUUUGACAUGAUCAUAAAGAGUUGGAUUUUUACAUCAAAACAAAAUAUGAGUAAAACAAAAUAAAUAAUUUUAACCCUUGAGACAGGUCUUAAGGUUAAAUUCUAAAAAUGUCUUUAGUCAGUUAUCUAAUUUUUAUCUACAUCCGUCCAUUUUAAAAUAUUGCACAAUUUGUAUAAUAUAAAGUGCUUUUUCCAAUAUAGUAUGUAUUUUGUUUUUAAUUAUUGUUCUCAUUAGUAUUUAGCAUUUUUGUUGGUUGACAUUCCAUCAUUCCAUUUCAUUUCAUUUUAAUGCAUCCUUUAUUUCAUUUUAAUUGGUAUGAAAUAAUUCUGUAAUCUAAUAUUUUGAUAAUCUUGCAACUCCAUCCGGCAAGUGUUAAGGCUACUGUUUUAGGCGGUUAAGUUAUAAAACUGUUCUCAGUACAGAAUACAAAAUUAUGCUCAAAUCACGAAAUCCAGUACUUUGACUGUCAUCUCCAUUGUAAUUUUCAAGUGCAUUCUUUGGCAAAGUCACCAAGAGCCUGACAAACAAGUUAUAAAUUAAAUCUGUUAAAGUACCCAAAGAACUUUUUUUUUGUCCCUCACAAAAUCAUGACCACAUUUCAUAUAUCUAGUAUUUAGCAUAUACUUGACAGAAAUCAUGCAUGGUUUCGUAGCAGUUUUAUAGGAUUUUGGUCAUUUUUAUUGAACAGCAAAAUUGCGGGUGCCUACAAUGUUUAGCUAAUGUAAGCCCUUUUCAAAAUGUAUGUAUUAAUACCUAACUUUAGCCUUAUUUAAAAUAUUUGAAGUCAACAUCACUUCUAUCAGAUUUGUCAGAUGGACAUCUUGGAAUGUUCUGUUCUGCAAGAGUGAUGCUUAUUUUAUCAGUAAUAACAGUCUAACUAAUCUGUCUCAUUAUGAAGCAUCCCACAUCUUAUUUUUAAAUCAUGUGUUGAAAACUUGUAUAGAAGUUUUUUUUCUCCCAUGUAUUGAUCCCAAACUACAAUAGCAGAAUUUUUUACUAAGCACAAUUCUGAACAACACAUUUUCAUUUUUAUAGCAAGUAUUAGAAUUGGCAGGUACUUUUAUUUAGUAUUAUUUCUCUUUUAAAGUCUACUAUCAUAGUAUUUUGUUAAGUUUUAUUUAUAACAAAGUUGUUGUGAUAAUGUUUUGUGAUGUUUAUUUUUACAAUGGAUCUGUGAUUUUCAUCAGUUGCAUGUUAUGCAAAAUUGUUAUUACAUUUUGGAUCAUUGAAAUACUAUUCUAAUAAAUGGAUUUUUUUU